Messenger RNA from Prorocentrum cordatum, 4086 nucleotides. The record is from the annotation of a GenBank genome assembly. NCBI's taxonomy places the organism in Eukaryota, Dinophyceae, Prorocentrales, Prorocentraceae.
AUGCACCGCGUAUUGGCAGGCGGCCCUAGCAUCUUGAAGGAGAACGCCAGCGAGGAGAGAGGCGAAAACGCGAGGCUCCAAGCGUUCAUAGGAGCGAUAGCCAUCGGUGACCUCGUGAAGUCCACGCUGGGUCCCAAGGGCAUGGACAAGAUUUUGCAGCCCAUGCCCGGACAAGGCACCCAGGGCCAAGCGACAGUAACGAACGACGGCGCAACCAUCUUGAAGUCCAUCUGGAUCGACAAUCCCGCGGCGAAGAUCCUGGUGGACAUCUCGAAGACCCAGGACGCGGAGUGCGGGGACGGCACCACCUCCGUCGUCGUCCUGGCGGCGGAGAUGCUCCGGAACGCCCAGGUGCUCGUGGAGCAGAAGAUGCACCCCCAGGUCAUCAUCAAGGGCUACCGCCUGGCGCUCGCCACCGCACGGGAGACGCUCGAGGCCAUGGCGCAGGACCACGGGGCCGACCCGGCUGCGUUCCGGGAGGACUUGUUGAAGAUUGCGCGGACGACCUUGAGCUCGAAGCUGCUGAAACACGAGAAGGAUCAUUUUGCGACGCUGGCGGUGGACGCGGUGCUGCGGCUGAAGGGCAAGCCCAACCUGGAUUAUAUCCAGGUCAUCAAGAAGCCAGGAGCGUCUCUGAAGGACUCCUUCUUGGAGGAGGGGUUUAUCCUCGAGAAGAAGAUCUCGGUUGGGCACCCCAAGCUGCUCAACGACUGUAAGAUCCUGGUGGCGAACUGCCAGAUGGACACCGACAAGAUCAAGAUCUACGGUGCCCGCGUCAAAACCGAUUCGUUCGAGGCCGUUGCUGAGAUAGAGAAGGCCGAGAAAGACAAGAUGAAGACGAAGGUGGAGAAGAUCUGCAAGCACGGCUGCAACGUGUUCAUUAACCGUCAGCUCAUCUACAACUAUCCCGACCAGCUGUUCAAGGACAACGGGGUGAUGGCCAUCGAGCACUCGGACUUCGAGGGCAGCGAGCGCCUGGCGGCUGUGCUCGGCGCCGACAUCGUGUCCACUUUCGACAACCCGGAGCAGGUCAAGCUCGGUAGCUGCAAGGAGAUUUCCGAGAUGCUGAUCGGCGAGGACAAGGUGAUCAAGUUCUCUGGCUGCUCGCAGGGCGAGGCCUGCACCAUCAUUCUGCGCGGCGCCUCCACGCACAUCCUGGACGAGGCCGAGCGCUCCCUGCACGACGCGCUGGCCGUGCUGUACCAGACCGUUCAGGAGACUCGCGUCGUGCACGGCGGAGGGUGCUGCGAGAUGGCGAUGUCGAAGGCGAUCAUGGACAAGAUGGGCCAGGUGGAGGGCAAAGAGCAGAUGGCGAUGGAGGCCUUCGGGAAGGCCCUGCAGCAGAUACCGACGAUCCUGGCGGACAACAGCGGCUACGACUCCGCCGAGCUCGUCGGGCAGCUGCGGGCGGCGCACGCUCGGGGCGAGUCAUCGCACGGCCUGGAGUUCACCACCGGCAAGGAGGGAACGCUGGAGCUGCCGCCGAACUUCCUCGGCGCCGUCCCGCUGCCUGCGCUGGUCCGCGAGGCGGGCACCGGCCUCACGGAGCGCGCCAAGGUCGUGCAAAACUUGCAGGCGGCCGCGGCCGCGGCCGCGGGCAGCCCGCUCGGCGCCAGGGACCAGGAGGCGCGCGUGGAGGCCGAGGCCCAGAGGCUGGGCUCGGGGGGCCCCGGGCGCCAGGCCGCCCACGCGCUGGAGGUGGUGCAGCGCUGGCUGGCGCUGCUGCGGAGCGCCCCGCAGCCGCGCUACGCCGAUGCCCCCGCGCCCAGCGACGAGGGCUACGUCCUGGUCGGGGCGGAGGGCUGCGCGGAGCUCACCUUCCUGCAGCUCUUCCUGCGCAGCCGCGCCCUGGAGCUGGCCCUCCACGCCGCGGCCGCCGCGCCGGAGCUGCGCACCAGCCUGCGCGACCACGCGCUGGCCUCGCGGGCGCCGGCGCCCGACGCGGAGGACGGGCCGCCGCCCGCCGCGUUCGCGCGCGCCUUCGUGGAGCUCCUGCGCGAGACCGUCGGGGCGCCCGACGUGUGGCUCGCGCCGCUGGCCGCGCUGCUCAGCUCGGACAGGGCGGCGGCGGACGAGCGGUGCGCGGCGUGGCUGGUGCGGCUCAUCUCGGAGCAGCGGCUCGGGUGGGAGGGCGCGGCAGCCCAGGAGACGGAAAGAGACGUCGAGGCGAUCGAGGAGGCAUCGCGGGGCCUCUCCGCGGCCGCCGACGAGGCGGGCGGGGCUCGCGAGGGCGGCGGGGCGGCGUCGGGGAUCCCCGCCUCGCUGGCGCAGCGUGGCCGCGCGGCGGGCGAGGCCUACCGAUCUUGGGGCCUGAGGCGGUCGCUGGCGGGAGACCUGGGCAGGGCUGCCGCGCGGGAGAGGAAGCGCGCUGAGGCCGCGGCGGCGACCGUGGCAGCCAUUGCGGCGGAAGCUGUGGAGUACGGGGCGGGGCUGGACGCGAGGGCCGCUGGGCAGAGCAGCGAGGCGGAGGGGCUCCGCCACGCGCUGGGAGGCCAGAGGGAGGGCCUGCAGGCCAGGCUGGAGGGCCUGGCCCCAACCUCGCGGCAACUCCGCCGGGACAUCGAGGAGGCCGAGACCACGCAGCGGGAGUUGCUGCGGCAGGUUGGCCAGCUGUCGGAGAAGCUGGAGCAGAUGCGGCGGCAGCGGGCCGAGUGCGACAGGCAGGAGGAGCGCCUGGUCGCUGAGCUGCAGGGCAUAGAGUCCACGCUCGCCCAGCAGCUGGCCUCGGAGGACCAGGCCAGGCAGCAGGUCGACACGGCCCGGGCCCUGGCCUCGACGGUGGCCGACCUGGCGGGCCAGGUCGGCGCGGGCUUCGAGCAGGCGGCCACCUCGGGCGACUCGCCCGCCGCGCGGCUGGCCGCGGCCGCCGAGCGCAACCGCGCCGCCUCGCUGGCCGCCGCCGUGGCCCUCGCCGACCGCGAGGUCGAGCGGCUGGGGGACGUGGCGCGGGCGGUUGGCGCGUGCGUCGCGGUGGCCGAGGAGCGCGAGAGGAGCAGGGAGGCGAUGGCGGCCCUCGGGGUCUCGGCCUUCACGCUGGAGUCGGACGUCGUCGGGGAAGCGAACAUCUCGCAGUCGCUGCAGAGCGCGCUGGACGAGCUGGAGCGCACGCCGCUGGCCGAGCUGGACCGGCUGCGCGAGGAGCUGCUUGCGGCCGACGGAGUGCCGCGGGCGGCGGGCCUCGCGGCGGCGCUGCAGGAGCGGCGGCUGGAGCUCGAGGGUGCGAGGGCGCGGGUGGCCGCCCUGCUGGAGCUCCCAGGCGAGUCGGUGGACGGCUUCCUGCAGAGCGUCGGCAUCGAGGCCGACGCGGCCGUCAGCCUCGGCCCGAGGGGCGCGGGCGGGCGCCCCGUUCAGGCUCCCGUCCCCGCGGACGACCCCUUCCUCCUGAGCGGCGCCGCCGUGGCGGCGGGCGCCGGGUGCCUCGUGGGGUCCAGCUCUGACGCGGCGCCAGCAGGGGCCGUCGCGGAGUGCACGCCGCGGGCCACGCCGGCCGCUGCCGGGGCUGCCGCCGCGGCGGGCGAAGCGCCAGCGUUGCAGGCCCCCGCCGCGGCUGCGCUGGCGCCUCCCGGCGCCGCGGGUGGCGAGGCGACGGCAGUGCCUGCCGCCGCUGCAGCUAGUGAGCCGGUGGACGGCGCUGCGCCAGAGCUUCCCCCUUCCAGGGGUGGCCAGACGGCGGCAGUGUCCCUGUCCGCCGCCGCGGCAGCUGAGCUGCCAGGCGGCGAGGCGCCAGCCAGCGGCAGCGCCGCGACCGCCUCUGACGCCCAGGGAGGCGGAGCGCCGCCCGCCGUCACAGUCGAGGCCUCUCCUGCUGUCGCCGCUGAGCCCCCAGGCGGCGUGGCGUCUCCUGUGGGCGCCGUCAGUGCUGGCGCCGCGCCCACUGCCGCCGCUAAGGAGGGCGUGGCGCCGCCGACCGCCACAGCCGAGGCACCGCUUGAUGUCGCCGCGGAGGUGCCGCCCGCCAGCGCCACCGAGACACCCUGCGCUUCGUCGGCGGCAUCGCCUUCGAGCGGCGGCAACGACGGUGGUGGCCUGAUGUCAUACCACCCGCCAGCGCGUGGGGGCCAUGGCGCAGCGGCUGAUGUCGCUUGA